AGGACUCUAUAGCUACUUCUUAUGAAAUGCAAAAGAACUACUAAUGUCUAUGUGGUUGAGAUGAGGCAUUCUGGUGUGCCACACCUCCUCAUUAAGCUUUCCAUGAUAUAUUUUUCUAUCUCCACUGCAAUAAUCGUCAAAACCAGCUGUCACUUCUAUCACGCAAUUCUUAGCCUUGUGCCGCAAGCAGCAUUUACCACAUUCCAAAAAUGCCACAGUUAAAGAGGAUGGCAUUCCCUGUAGAUAUUCUGACAAAUGUGGAUCACGAGUUCUUAGAGCUGGCAGCCGAGGAAUACAUGUCUCAGAUCCUCUACAGAAAUCCUGACACAGCUGAGUACCUCAGACUACCUGAUUCCAAACAGAUAGAGAUUGGACUCUGCAAUGUGAGUUUUGUCCCUCUAUAUGGAACAGAUACUAAAAAGAAGCUCCUUGCAUUGUUCUUACCUGAUGACUUUACCACAGUUGUUGGGCUUUAUUUGUUGGGCCAGUGGUGGGGAGUUGAAGAUGUUCUUAAAACAGCAGAGCCCUCAAGAACGGGCCUGAUCAAGGUCAGCACUCUUGGGGAGAGGAUAGUCCUAUAUGUUCUCAACAGAAUUGUGUUGAGAAAUGAGAAGAGCAGUGAAGAUGUUUCCUUUCUCUGCCAUUGUGAGCAUGAAAGUGCGAAAAUACUAUGGAAGGAUGGAGAGGCCAUUGGCUUUUACUCAUACAAACCCAAAGGUAGCUUGUGCAGAAACUUCUUGACCCAGUGCUAUCAACUUCCUGUCAUGGACACAUUAUUUGUCAGGAAGUGUCACCGGGGCAAGGGUCAUGGCGUAAAGAUACUGGAAGACUUUGUUGGUAGCUUCAGAAAGGAGUAUAUAGGGUUGAAGUUUCCUCUUUCUGAAGCUAUUUAUAAAGUUUGUGAGAAGUACUUCAGUAUACAUCCAGCAGACAAAGAGAUUCUGUGGGAAGUAGAGAAAAUAGGAAGCCCUUUCCAGAGAACUCUAAUAGCAAACAGGCUACAGAAGUUGAAGCUACAAGCAGAGAAGGACCAGGUUGUGAGCAAACUGAAAUUUGUGGAAGAUGCUGCUCCAAUGGAAAUCGAGAUCACAAAGGUUCAGGAAACCAUUGAAAACACAGUGGAGAUAGUGGAGGAGACCAUUACAGACAUCACCAAAGAAGUAGAUGACGUACCAGUCUCAAGGCGUGGCAGAAGUAGCAGCCUGAAACGCAGAGGUAUCAGAGAAAAUUCAGAGGAGAGGCUUUCAAAGAUCAUAAUCAGGGUGGAAGACAUUGAGGCAGGAGUUGAAAGUCCAAUUGAGGUGGCAACUGAGGAACAUCUUGAUGACACUUUUUCUGUAAAAGAAUCAGAAACUGUACUCAGGAGUACAACAGACACAGUAACUGCAACUGUGACAAACAUAUCAGAGCUUAGAAGUUCACAGAAAGAGGAGGAACAUGAAAUUGAAAAAGACACAGCUACAUCAGAGGGGACUCCAGUCACCCACCUCACCACAGCUGGGGAAGUAAAGAGCCAGAGAGGCAGUGAAGAGGAAUGUGAAAUUGUUAAUGUGGAGCACACUGUUGUAAAACAAGGAGCCACUAUAGGGUCUAUUGACCAAAACCAACUUCAGUCUGUGGUGGAUAUAGAAAUUGUAAAGAUGAGUACAGGAACUGAAGAGGAACAAAAUGAGAAUUUAGAAAAGAACAAAGAGGUUGAGGAAGAUAAACCUGUGUGUGAGACAGAGGAGGAGGAAAUAAAAAUGCUGGAUGAACCUGAAGAGGAAAAGGCUAUGAGUGGGACUGUUGAAAUGUAUAACAAUACAAAAGCUGUAGAAGAGGCGACAGAUCAAUCAGAGACUCUUGCUAACAAAGCAGAAUCAGAAUCUGAGGUUGAGGAAUACAGAGAAAAAGAAGAGCUUAAAGUGGAAACUGAUUCUACUAUGGACGCUGAAAUCACACAGGGGGAAAAUGUAGAUGUAGUUCCUGAAAUUUCAGAAAUAGACCAAGAAGAAGCACCACAACAGUCAUCCGUAGAGUCUGCUGAGGUACAUAAAUGGAAAACAACACCUGAAGAGGACCAGAAGACAGUCGAGAAUAGCUCUAAGAUGUUGACAUUGAGUGAAGCCAAAGUUGUGCUUGUAGAUUUGCAUACACUUUCUCCUGAAGAGGCGAGUGAUUAUAACAGAGAGAUAGAUAUUGCUGAACAAGAUGAAAUGAAGCACACAAUGUCAUCUGAGCAACAAGCAGCUGAAGAAAUUAUGAUAAUGGAGGAACAAGAUGGUACAUUGGACACAACAAAAGGAUAUAAUGUAGCAACUGAUGCCAAAAGAACUCCAGAACAAUCAACUGGAUACAAAGAACAAGAGGGUGAGCUAGAACCAGAAACCACAGAAGUUGUUCUUCUAAGCCAAGUUGAGAAACCAGAGGAGAAAACAAACACUGAACAAGCUAAAGUGGAUGCACAAAAGAAAGGAUCUACCGACACCCCAAGUAGAUCAACAAAUCUUGGAGAUCAAACUGUUGACCCUAGGGUGACGGUUAGAUGUCUCAGAAGCACUUUGAAACAAAUAAAGAUCACACCUGUUAGGAGAUCUACACGUAGCAAAGCAGUGAUUCAGCAGGUAGAAAGUGUUGCGCCACAACACAAGGCCAAAUUCAGGACUGAUGAGAGGGAUGAAGUUAUUGCAGAGGAUGUAGGUCCAGAGGAGAGUGACAAGGCAAACACAGAUGUUGAUGAAACAGUAGUCAUUGAAUCUGGAAGUUUUGAACUGCUGAAAGCUACAGAAGAGAAAACACCUCAGAUUACAGAGACUACUGAGGGAAACAUCCCACUUGUAGAAGCAGAACCUGAUGAGGAUGUAAAAGAAAAAGUUAAAGCAAUCAAAAAGAUUGAGUACAAGGAAGCGAAUUUAGCUGGACAAACAAACAGUGACAUAGAGAUGAGCAGUCUUGCUCAGGAGACAGAUGUCCAGGAAGAGGAGGUACCAGUCAGCACAGAGAUAAAUCUCAGACGUAGAACAAUAAGAGUUCAAUCUCCACUGAGAAGGAAAUCUAGACGUGUACAAAAACAAGAAGCUGAAGCAGAUGUUGAUCAUCAGGAAAGACACACAGUGGUGACCAAGAAUAAAACUGAAGCAAUCCCAAUGACAAAAGAGAGAGUUGAAGAAAUUGAUCAAGAGGUCAACAAGAUGGAAAACAAGGAAGCAAAAUUAGCUGAGUUGGAGCCAGUGGAAGAACCAGACAUGAUUAGAAAUGGAGAUGAAAAAACUUCAGCAUCAACAGAAGAGAUUGUGAUUGUCUGUUGUUUACCGAUUAUUACAACAGAGACCAGUUUUGAAAGUCUUGAUGAUAUGGCAAACUCAAACACUGUGGAAACUGCAGCUGUUGAUACUGAGAAAUCUGAUAUACUGAUGGGUGUAGAAAUAGAUGAUCAAGAAAAAGAACAUGUACAAACACAGGAAGACACUGAAAUGAUCCAUGAGGAAGAAAAAAUAGAGGAAGAAAACACAGUUGAAGAGCAGAAAAAACUUGAUAAACAAGACAUGACAUUUGAGGAGCAAAAGCCAAUAGAAGAUUUGGCCACAAUGCCAGCUCAGAACAACCUGGUGGAAAGCACUAAAAAUGACAUCAACCGGAAUGAGGAUGAAGGAGUGAGCAGUCUUACUGAAAAAACUGAAAUAGUCCAAAUAACAGAAAAGAGUGCUGACAAAGUGGAUCAAGGUGCAGAAAAAGAGAAAGAGCAAGCAUCUCAAAAAUCAACUGUUGAGGCUACUGAUAAUGUGAUCCCAUUUGUAGAAGCAGAACCCGAAGAGGGUGUAGUAGAAAAAGAAGCUAAAGAAAUUAACAAAAUGGAAAACAAAGAAACAAAUUUAGCUGUGACAAAGGACACAUAUGAUGAGGCACCUGAGAUGGGAGAAGAAGCCAAUUUAGAGCAACAGAAAAAUGAACCAUUGUUUAAAAAUGAGAAAGAAACAGCUGAGACAGAAAAACCCAUGGAGAUGGACCCAGUGGUUAGCAAGGAGCAAACAAAUGUUAUAGAGGGGACCACCAUUCAAAUAGAGGAGGUCUCACUGGUGGAAAGCACUGAAAUCAAUCAAAGUGACAAUGCAAGGAUCACAAGGAGAAGUCUCAGGCUCAGUGCAAAAUCAGUCACAUCUACACAGAAUACCAGAAAAUCUACACGUCUCCACAAAGCAGAGUUGGAACCAGUAAAAGAAGCAAAUAUGAGUAGAAAUGAAUAUGAAGAAACCUCAGCAGCAACAGAAAGGACUGUGAAUGUGGGUAUACCCAUAAUUACAGUAGAGACCAACUUGGAAAGUCCUGAAGAAAUACCAAACACAAAUGUUGAGAAAACUUCAGCUGUUGGACCUGAGACGUCUGUACUGCUGAUGGGUGUAGAAACAGACAAUAAAAAGGAGGCACCUAAGAUUUUAGAGGCGGUCACACUUGUAGAAGCAGAACCCGAUGAAGAGGCAGAGAAAGAUGAUGGUACUCCAAUAAUACAGCUGCAAAAAGCCACAGUAGUACUUGUAGAUUUAAACAACCUUUCCCAAAGCACAGAAGGAGAGAGUGACACUCCAAAAGUCUUAACGAAUUCCCAGACAGAGGAACAACUGGAACUGGAUGAACCAGAUAAAAGUGAAUAUCAACUACGUAUCCAGACAUCCGAACAUGAGGAACAGCAAGAAGAACUACAAAAAGAGGAAAAUACGGAAAAGACCCCUGUGGAAGAAGAGGACAAAGUGGAGGAAGAAAACACAGUUGAAGAGCAGAACAAACUUGAUAAACAAAUCAUAACAUUUGAGCAGCAGAAACUUACAGAAGUUUUAGAAGGAAAAAAUGAUGAAAAUGAGACAGAGAUUGUAGAGGAAUAUAAGGCAGUCAUAGAUGAGGAUGUGGAAGAAACUGUAACAUCUAAAGAACAUCCAGAAGCAACAACAAUGGCAGACAAAGCUAAUAUAAUUAAGGAGACAGAAAAUUAUCAAGAUGUUGCUUUAAAAGAGAAACAAACAGACAGUGAUGUAGAGAUGAGCAGUCUUGCUCAGGAGGCACCAGAAGCUGUCCAGGAAAUCUUAGAAGAAGAGGUACCAGUCAGCACAGAGAGAAGUCUCAGACAUAGAAAAAUAAUAGUUCAGUCUCCACCAAGAAGGAAAUCUAGACGUGUACAAAAUCAAGAAGCUGAAGCAGAUGUUGAUCAUCAGGAAAGACACACAGUUGUGACCAAGAAUAAAACUGAAGCAAUCUCAAUGACAGAAGAGACAGUUGAAGAAAUGGAUCAAGAGGUCAACAUGAGGAACGAGGAAACACGUUUAGCUGAAUUGGAGCCAGUGGAAGAGGAUACUGAGAAGGUUGUCCCACUUGUAGAAGGAGAACCUGAUAAGGAUAUAAAAAAUGUAGAACCUGAUGCGAAUGCAGAAAAGGGAUUUGAAGAAAUCAACAAGAUGGAGAACAAGGAACAAAGCUUAGAGAACGAUGCGGCUCCUGAGAUGGAAAGAGAAGAAGCCAAUUUAGAGCAACAUGAAAAUGAGUCAUUGGUUUCAGUGGUUUGCAAGGAGCAAACAUACGUUACAGAGGAGACCACCAUUCAAGUAGAGGAGGUCUCACAGAUGAAAAUCUCUGAAACCAAUGACAAUAAAAGCGAAAGAAUCACAAGGAGAAGUCUGAGGAUCAGUGCACAGCCAGCCACAUCUACACAGAAGACCAGAACAUCUACACGUCUCCACACAGCAGAGUUGGAACCAGUGAAAGAAGCAGAUAGGAGUAGAAAUGAAGAAACCUCAUCAACGACAGUAGAGACUGUGAAUGUCUGUGUACCAAUUAUUACAGUAGAGACCAACAUGGAAAGUCUUGAUGAAGAUGGAGAUGUGGUUUUCAUGAGUAGAAAUGUGGAAACUACUUCAUAUGAGCAAGAGAAAGACAUAUCAAAUGAUAAGGGAAAGGUGGAUGAAGCUUUGCUUGACAAAUCAACAGAUGAACAAGAAGAUGAGACCAAGAGCUCGAUUAAAACAACUGAAAAUGAAAUUCUGGUGGAAAUGGAUAAAACACAAAAAGUUGUAGAAGGGGGAGUUCAAGAUGAAGAAAAAGCAGAGCCUGAACAGGAAAACGCAGACCAGAAACCAGAGGAGAAUACUCAACAGAAGGGAGAAGAUGAAGCAAGAACAAGCUCAGUAAAAGAGGAUGCUACUCAAGAAGAAGAAGCAGUGUCAAAAGAGGAAAAUGUGGGGGAAACCAAUCUGACAAAUGAAUUUAAGACAACAGCUGCGGAGGGGAAGGUUGCUUUAGAAAGCUCCGAUCAAGAGGCAUCUUUCAUUACAAGAAGAAGUCUCAGAUACCGGACAGUAACAGUCCAGUCUACACCAAGAAGAAAAUCAAAACGCCUCCACAGACAAGAGGUGGCGUCAGAAAAAGAAACAAAGGACAACAUAUGUGGAAAUGAAAAUGACUCAGCAAUACAGAAAUCAGCUGAUGAUUUAAAUAUCGAGAAGGAGAAUGAGGCAUUAAAUGCUGAGGAGAGCAUUACUGAAUUUGAAAAUUUAAAGACAAAAGAGGGAGAAGGCAUUAUUCAGGUAAAUAUAGAAGGAAAGGCAGAGGAAACAGGGACAAAGGAAGGAAAUGAAAUCCUGUUUGAAAUCAAUGAAAGUAACAGUGCCUGCCCAGACAACACUGAGGAGAACAAGACUCGAGAGGAAAAUCUUAAGAGAGAUGUACAGGUGCCUACAGAACAGGAGGAGGAAGAAGUCUCUAGUGUACAGGCGGAAGAGAAACCACUCCAGGAAAAAGAAACUGAGGGAGCAGUGCAAGGAAGUUCUUUUGAUUUGGAGGAAACAACAGUGGAAAGUAGAACCCUGAGAAAAAGAUUGACUGUUGAAACGGCUGCUCCAAGAAAAUCCAAACGUCUUCGCAAACAAGAGCAUGAUGAAGAUAGCAAGCAAGUCAAAGAAGUUAUGCAACAAACUGAGACAGUAGAAGUGACAUUUACAACAGAGAAUGUAGAGCUGAGCUCAGAUGUACCUGCAGCAGUUUUUGAGGGCAGUAAUUUGGGUGGAGGAACACAACAGAAAAUCCAGAAAAAUGCAGAAGGGACUAAAUCAGAUGGAGAUUGUAAUAUACAUGAAGACACCAAGACAGAUGCAGGUGAAUCUCAAGAGAAGCAUAAAGAGAAAAGAGUAAAUAAACCUCAGACAGAUGAGGAUAACGACGAGGUUAUGGAGCAAAAUAGCAGGAAAGUAGAAGAGGCAGGUGAAUUGGAGGAAGUGAUAGAGCAACAUGUGGAGGCAGAAGAGCAAAAGGUUGAGUCCAGUACAAAUGCAAAUGAGGGCUUCACUUUAGAGUUGGAGGAAGAGGAAACAUCUGAUCAAGAAGAAAACAAAGCAGAUGAGGACAGCAGAGUGGCCACGGAGGCCGCAAAAGACGUCAUAUUCACAUCUGCAGAAAAAUCUGAUGAAGGUGAAGAAAAUGUCUCUGAUGAGGAUGAGAAAGGUCUUGCCAUUGAAAAGCAUGUUCUUCAGAGUAGCUCAAGUACAUCUUCAAGCAGACGAAGAUCAAUGAGACUGCAAAUGCAUGACUCUAAAAAGAACACUAAGGAAGAUGAAUCCGAUUCCGAGGAGUCAGAAGAACAACAAACAGCGAAACAGAGGAAAAGAAAAGCCAUAACUGACUUGACACCUGCACGCAGAUCAAAACGCUAUAGGGCAAAAAUAGUUUAGCAGAUUCGUGGGUCUUGUAUUAAUACAGGCCGCCUAUGCAUUGUAUAAUGCACUUAUUAUUUGCAUUAUAUAACUACCAAUUAUAUAAUGUGAAGUUUUCUGUUACAUUUUCAAAUGCAAAAUCAUGCAAAU
This is a messenger RNA of Rhinichthys klamathensis goyatoka, 7820 nucleotides long. RefSeq names its product midasin AAA ATPase-domain containing protein. Lineage: Eukaryota; Metazoa; Chordata; Actinopteri; Cypriniformes; Leuciscidae. The transcript is spliced from 13 exons. Bases 210 to 7688 code for a protein of 2492 amino acids. The record is from RefSeq and is a predicted model, not a curated record.